AUGUCAGACGACGGAAUUAAGCAAUUGUUGGAUGCUGAGAGGAUGGCUCAGGAGACCAUCGCCAAGGCCAGACAGGACAGAAAUCAAAAGUUGAAGCAGGCUCAACAGGAGGCCGAGAAGGACAUCAAGCUGUUCAAGGAGUCAAAGGAGAAGGAGUUCAGAGAUUACGAGUCAAAGUUCCUUGGUCAAUCAUCUGCUACCUCUGCAGAUCUCGCUGAGGGAGUCAACAGAGACAUCGAUAUCAUCCGCACAAAGACCGCCCAACACAAGGCUGAGGUAGUCGAGAUGCUGUUGAAGUACACCACCGAAGUGCACCUCGACUAA
Acytostelium subglobosum LB1 is the source of this 324-nucleotide messenger RNA. RefSeq lists its product as hypothetical. The transcript is spliced from 2 exons. NCBI's taxonomy places the organism in Eukaryota, Evosea, Eumycetozoa, Acytosteliales, Acytosteliaceae. Gene Ontology annotation, molecular function: proton-transporting ATPase activity, rotational mechanism. Gene Ontology annotation, biological process: proton transmembrane transport. The record is from RefSeq and is a predicted model, not a curated record. The coding region runs from base 1 to 324 and encodes 107 amino acids. Gene Ontology annotation, cellular component: vacuolar proton-transporting V-type ATPase complex.